AUGGCCGAACUCACAACUUUGGAGGCGCUUCAGGCGUUCCACCAAGAAAUUGUUGCUUUGAACGAGGGUCAUGGUGACGGAAGUCUCGACAACGAAUUCCUUGUCGCCAACUUCGAGCGCGAGCUCGAGCGCGUGUGGGAGCGCCCAAAAAGCAGCGAAGAGAGCAGAAAAUCGAUCACAUCUGGUAAAAUCGUUCUGGACGGGAAUGAGUUUUCUAUCAACGAAACUUUCCAGCAGGACGCGCUGAUACUCUCCGACGAGCUUCAAGUCGAAGAACUUGACGCAGCGCGCCUCCUUCUCGACUCGCAAAAUGACAUCUCGACACUCGGUCGGUCGCUUCUCGAAUGCGGUAUCAUUCGUUUCCAUCAGCAGAGAAAGUAUGCGCUUGACAUUGUACGCCUUCUUUUCGAGAUCGACUGCUCCGAAAGCGACGACGAAGAGUCAACCGCCCUCGAUGGCAUAAAGUCCUAUGUCGAAGCAAGAAUGCUCCAGACAAGCACAACAGGUCAAAAGCGCAACAUCCCGCGAUACAUGGCUGCCAUGUCCGAGAUAAAAAACUCGCUACAACGGCUGGGUGACAAACUGGCAGCUGCCCAGGCAUUGGGCCAGACUAGAGAUUCCAUGUCCGAGGAGAUGGAGACUGUGGAGUUCUCACGCAUCAGUUUGAUACAGCAGCAUGAGCUGUUGGGUGUCAUCCUCUGCCGCUCCAUUUCGAAGAGGCAAGCGGAAACCGCUGACUUCUUGAACUUUGUCGGCGUCUUGAAGCGUGCAGACAAAUACGACUGCCUGCUGGUACAUUUACUGCCGGCUCUCGGUGCAUACAUUGCCAUAUUUGGAUCUCCAGACGGCGGCAUGGAUCUGACACGGGUCAAGGACAUCCACUCCAAGCUGUUUGCCGCCGUUGAUGACUCGGCUUGGCCCCUGCCGUGUCUUCAAGCUGCAUUCAAAACCUGGUGGCUAGCAGAGUAUACAGGCUACUGGAUUGACGAACCGUCAAGCGUAGCUACAUCUGAUCUGGUCAAGGGAGACCGCGAAAGAACAAAAUCUUUCGUGGAUGCGCUAAAAGAUGGCGCAUUUGACUUUCUUUUAACAGCGGUGACAGAUGUCCGCGCACCAGACUGGCACGAUCCCGUCCGAACAGGCAUGCGCAAAUGGCUACAGCGAAAGACAACGCCACUGGCGACCGAUACUGUUCAAUUCUCUGACUUUUUCCAACUUCGAUUCAUGUCACAACUGGAACUCUUCAUUGAUGCUUUCAUUACCAAUAUGCCUGAUGUUCUACGAAAAUUACGUGUGGAAGAAGAUGAGCAACGCCAGCUCAGUCAAGCUCAUGAGCAAGAUCUUGACUUGGAGCGCUUUAUACUGAUAAUCACAUACGUCUACGAACGUCGUCCUGAUGCUGCAGCUGCUUUUUGGUCAGAUCCGGAUAGCAACCUGGCCGGUUUCAUGCACUGGGCAUCACGGCGCGCAUCAACACCGUUGGUUGCUGCAUUUUGUGAAAUGCUGCAAGCAAUUUCGGAAAAUGACGAUUAUGCUACAGCGGCUCAUGAAUUCCUAUUAGAUGAGGGCCAUCAUUCUUCCGGAAAAAUGCGACGGGCACAGUCGUUGACAUGGACGCAAAUCUUCCAUGAGCUCGAAUUCUUCUCCGAAAAGGUCAAGCAGAAACCAACUGCCACACCCACGACACGGUACCGAAACACGAAACCAAGUGCAGAUGUGGUGGAGACGGAACCCGAAUCGGCAAUGAUGCUGGAGUGCUACCUUCGUCUUAUGGCGAAGCUGGCUUCCGAAAGCGAGACUGCACGACAAUUUCUGCUACGGGGGAAUGGUGGUCAGCUUAGCGACACCUUAUUUGACCUUGCCAGUAGUCAAAUACCUUCGCGGCUACGCGGCUGUAUAUUCAUGGCAUUUAAAGCCAUGAUGACACGGAAGACUUUGGAGGAAAGCAACAUCAUGUGGCUAUGCCUGGACAACUGGUGUACCGGCGGGUAUUCUCAGCCUCCCACACAUAUCACUGGAUCCCUGCGACAGGGGCAAACACAGCCUCCCGUCUCCAUGGAUCGCAUUUUGGAUGAGAUGAGCAACGGUUUCGACGAGCCAGAAGCCUUCACGAAGCUUUUAUUAGCUCUGGUAUCACCUGCAGUUGAUAGCAGUCCGUUGAAUGACUCACUUCCAUUUGGCGAAUCUCUCGGAACAUCUGCUCGACUAUCUGGUGUUGAGGCUUACAUUGACUUCGUUGUUGGCCAAGUGUUCGCUACCAAGGCGCAAGAUCUUCAGGACAUUCAUCAAAUGCGGGUUCUACGAUUAACGUGCCUUGAAUUCAUGUUGACCUGCCUGACUACAUUCAACGAAGACCUGAUCAUCAUGGCCAACAAAACCAAUCUUGCGAUUGAUUCUUCUAUCGCAACUUCUGACUUGGCAACAUAUGUUACAAAGCAUCCAUUUGGCAGAGUGAUGGAGUGGAUGUACAGCGACAAAGUUAUGACAGCGCUCUUCAAUGUUGUCCAUCAAGCUCCCCUGGACGUGGGCAACGCUGCCCCUGACUCGCCACUCAUUCUCGGUAUUCUGCGGGCCGUCGAACUUAUUGCCAAGAUCAUGGAUCUCGAAACUACAUAUCUGGAUUUGGUGCGACCAUUGAUUAAAAAGAGCAAUGACCAACGCCAACCAGUUGUGAAUACACCAUACUCGUCCUUUGCGGAUGGACUUGUUACGAGGCUUAGCUUGGUGGUGGACCUUGGCAACUACUGCGGCAUUGGUCAUCCUGAUCUUACGCUCGCAUGCCUACAGCUUCUCGGUAAGAUGUCGUCUUGUCCUCGAAUCGCAGCGGAGUGGUCUGGUUCCACUAGAAGUGGUCACAGAAAUAAGGCUGUCGUGGCGAUGGAAGCCAACGGCGAGUACGAAGCCAUAUCAAGAGCUUUCGUCUCCGAGCUCAAAACCCCUCUAGAACCUGGCCGUGAGGCUCAAUCAGCAAACUAUGUCACGAAGUGCUACGUUCUCGACUUUCUCUACCAGUGUUUGCAAGAGACUCCGAAACGGCCAACGAUUGCUCAUUUGCUUCUGGGAUUCAAAUGUGGUGUCGACUCUUUGUCGAUUGGAUCCGACACCGCAUUUUCCGAUGGGUCGUCAUUGUUUCACAGCCUUCUGGCACUAUUGCUGGAUCUGCCGUCUGCAGAUCCUCAAGGCAUGAGAUGGUGGCUUAUUUCUAUCAAGUACAGAGUGAUGCGCAUAUUUCAGUUACUUUGGAACUCGCCCCUGUCAUCGAAGCUUGUCAUACAGGAGCUACGAGAUAAUGACUUCUUUUUCCAUUUACUUAUUCGCGAGACUGUUAUUCAACCUAAUAUGCCGUGGGAAGGACAGGAUGUGGCUGCGCCUUGCUUCCCGCUGACUGAAGGAGCUGCGGCAUUGUCAGACUUUCUGGUAUUGAGGCGGAUGGUAAUGGAAUACUUUGCGAUGGAGCUGUGCAUGAUUUCCCAAGGUCGGAUGCCGAGCGUCAAACGACGUAUUUUCGAGGCCCUCAAUGGCCAGGUACUCAGCGAUGACCAGCGCAUUGAGACGCCGACCAUCUUUGAUUUGUACGAUUUCCUAUUACCGUCUGAUUUUUGGCAGAUGCCUAAGCCCCGACUAGAUUUUUACCAGGAUCUUGACGUCUCCAUUUGCUUGGAGGAUGACGGAGACGGUAACGGCAUACACAAUCUCGAGCGAGUUAAGGAAAUACUGCUGAUCAAGCGAAAUGAGAAGAGCCAGAGCAAGUUCAAGGAGGCACUGGCGACAAUGCAGAGUCUCGCGGCGGUCGAUAAGGAAGAGAUAGGGAUCCUAGAGUACCUAGCCUCGACUGAUCGUCAGGAGCAGCUCAAACGACAGAGCUUGCAAGUGCUCAAGUCCUGGACUAAGCUACUGCUUAUCAUGGUGGAAUGCAACGACUUUGAUGGAACGGCUCGCACAUCGUUCUUCUUACAGACUCUGCAAGCUAUCCUCCCUAGCCUGGAGAUAUUCGCCUCUGACCGUCCCGUUGAAGCCAUGGAUCUCGCCAAGCUCGCGAGAAUUCUGCUGUCGCGCCUGGACCUGAAGGAAUCAAGCACGACCGACAAGCAAGGCAAGGCCAUUGGCAACCUCAUUCACGACAAACUAUUCCAGCUUUUUCAAAUAUGCCUGCAAGCCAUCAGCAAGUGGGCAGGGUCGCACGAGCUGCGCGCCGUCUACUACGAGAUUUGCUACCGAUACCUGACUGGAGCGCCCGACGAGACGAGGCGCAGCUUCAACAUGCAAAUCAUCAAGACGGUGCAGGUGUACGGCGAGCGGCUCAUCAACGCCAUGUGCGACGACGCCUUUUGCGGUGAGCCGAGCAGCCAGGCGGCAGCGUACAUUCUGCUCAACGCGCUCGUUAGCGUGGGCCGGCAGGAAGACGACGACCCUGUGGUAGACAUGCUGAACCGUCUCAACUUUAUCGGUAUCACGGUGGACACGCUACGCAGCAUCAUGACGGACUGGCAGGCCGUAUUUACGCAGGGCAGCGCCGGCGGCUCCCGGACGGACCAACGCAACCACCUCGAGGCCAAGCUGGCGCUGCUGCUGCAGCUGGCGCAGACGCGUGCCGGCGCGCAGUACGUGCUCCACGCCAGCAUCUUGCGCGUCGUCGAGCAGUCGGGCCUCUUCGCCGCCGACCCGGAGCUGCAGCUACGCGCGGACAACGGGCGCGCGCUCGAGCAGCACUACGACCUUCUAGCCAGGGUGGUGCGCAUCAUCGGCGCCGCGCUGCUGAGUCGCGGCAGCCACAGCGUCGCCCAGGGCCGCAAGUUCCUCGACGAGCACCGCAUGCUCGUAGCGCACACGCUCAAGCGCAGCGCGGGCAUCGGCGCGCAUGGGGCGAGCGACGGCGAGGCGCUCGAGGAAAAGGUGGAGGAGCUGGCGGACGCGUUUAUGGUGGUGAUUGCCGCCACGGGGUUUAUCGAGUUUGACAAUGAGGCGAUUCCAGAGCCAAAGACUGCGCGCAAACUAUUCCAUUGA
Messenger RNA from Beauveria bassiana ARSEF 2860, 5004 nucleotides. RefSeq names its product cullin-4B protein. Gene Ontology annotation, molecular function: structural constituent of nuclear pore. Gene Ontology annotation, biological process: nuclear pore organization. Gene Ontology annotation, cellular component: nuclear pore; nuclear pore inner ring. NCBI's taxonomy places the organism in Eukaryota, Fungi, Ascomycota, Sordariomycetes, Hypocreales, Cordycipitaceae. Bases 1 to 5004 code for a protein of 1667 amino acids. The record is from RefSeq and is a predicted model, not a curated record. The transcript is spliced from 3 exons.